Molecule: messenger RNA, 494 nt
Organism: Phycomyces blakesleeanus NRRL 1555(-)
Lineage: Eukaryota; Fungi; Mucoromycota; Mucoromycetes; Mucorales; Phycomycetaceae
Gene: NDUFA13
Product: NADH dehydrogenase 1 alpha subcomplex subunit 13 NDUFA13/GRIM19
Exons: 2
Coding region: 1-387 (128 amino acids)
Source: RefSeq, a predicted model, not a curated record
AUGUCCGCACGAGGUGCUCAAGAUCUGCCACCUGCCGAGGGUUACUCUGAAGUUAGAUACCGUCGUUAUUUGCCUAAGCGUGGUCCUUCCGGACUUGUUAUUCUUGCUAGCGUUGCCGCUGUAUCUGCCUUUGGUUUCUACAAGCUUGCUGUUGGCAACCUGGAGAGACGUGAACUUAAGCGCGAAAACCUCUGGGCUCGUAUCAAUGUCGUUCCUCUCUUGACUGCUGAAGCCGAUCGCGACACUUACCGCCGCACACAAGCAGCCAAUGCUCGUGAAGCCGAGAUCAUGAAGGAUGUCAAGGACUGGAAGGCCGGAGAGUCUGUUUACAACAACACCAAAUACUAUAUUCCACCCAACUUCGUCGUUGUUCCUGAAGAGAACUAGAGAAUAAAAUAUACACACAAAAAGACACCCACAAAAACAAUUGUAUAUACAUAUAUACAUAAAUUGUAUACACGCAAAAAUACAAACGUACGCACAAUCUGACAUAU